CUCUAAAGACACGACGUCUCAUAUAAAUGACAACAACUCCACAAAAGCACUGAUACCGUUGGCACAGGCGGUCUGCGAGAGACACAACCAGUCGGUGAUUUCAAUAGUCAAAGAGAGAGAAAGAGAGAGAGAGAGAGAGAGAGAGAGAGAGUCGACACACAAAAAAAUAUUUAAGUGAAGAUAUUGUUUAUAUAAGAAUUACAGCCAAAGUGUAAACUCCGAGCAAAACAUAUCUCCGACAAAACAUACAGUCGUUGACACAAAUAAUAAGCCAAAAGCUAUUUUUCAUUUGACUUUUGUGUUGCCGUUUGUGUCGUUCAUAUAUAGAGUAGUUUGGGUGCAAAGGAAUAGAUAGGAAUGAAAGCCGAUUUUGUUUGGAAGUGUCUACCAGUGCUAUGUCUUAUCAAAUCAGUUGUCACAUCGUGGGAGUCGUGGUGGACCUAUGAAGGCAUCUCAGGUCCAGAUUUCUGGGGACGUCUUAACCCAAAGUGGAGUCUCUGUAGUCGUGGUCGACGUCAGUCUCCUAUUGAUAUCAAUCCAAAGCUGUUAUUAUUUGAUCCAAAUCUAAGUCCACUUCAUGUGUACGGCGAUUAUAUAAGUGGUAAUCUACAGAACAGUGGUCGCGGAAUCAUAUUUAAGGUGAGCUCCAAUCGCACAGUUAUUAUAAGUGGUGGUCCGCUAUCAUAUCAGUACACAUUGAAAGAAAUGAUAUUACAUUACGGGCGCGAAAACGAUAGGGGAUCUGAACAUACAAUUAGUGGCCAUCAAUUUCCUGCCGAAAUUCAAUUGUAUGCCUUUAAUUCACAAUUAUACGCCAAUUGGACGACAGCCCAGAGCGAAGCUAAUGGUGUGCUCGCUAUUGCCGUACUUAUAGCACAUACACAACAAUCGAUUGGAGGAAAUGCACAGUUAAAACACAUCACACACACACUCAAGAAUAUCACUGCCAAAGGUGACAAUCAAUGGAUUAGUUCGUUGAGUAUCAGAGAAUUAUUGCCGACAUUGAAGUAUUACAUAACAUAUGAGGGAUCACUAACACAGCCGUCUUGUCACGAAACGGUCACUUGGAUUGUAUUAAAUAAACCAAUUUAUAUGACUGGACAUCAGUUUCAUCAGUUGAGGACAACUAUGCAUAGCGAUGGACACGGAGACAACUUUAGGCCACUCCAGCCAAUCAAUCACCGCGUUAUGAGAACUAGUAUUAACUUUCAGGAUCAAACCAAUGAAGUAAGCAUUGACUUCAAACAAUCACACCAUAAGAAGGCCUCGAUGUGUACUAUGGAGAGGUCGAUGAUGUAUAGAGGAAAGGGUUAA
Messenger RNA from Oppia nitens, 1314 nucleotides. Its product is annotated as carbonic anhydrase-related protein 10-like. Gene Ontology annotation, molecular function: zinc ion binding; carbonate dehydratase activity. The transcript has 6 exons. Lineage: Eukaryota; Metazoa; Arthropoda; Arachnida; Sarcoptiformes; Oppiidae. The record is from RefSeq and is a predicted model, not a curated record. The coding region runs from base 358 to 1314 and encodes 318 amino acids.